Messenger RNA from Nanorana parkeri, 5017 nucleotides. It is a transcript of the gene KDM5C, whose product is annotated as lysine demethylase 5C. Bases 4 to 4488 code for a protein of 1494 amino acids. Gene Ontology annotation, cellular component: nucleus. Gene Ontology annotation, molecular function: DNA binding; histone demethylase activity. The transcript has 27 exons. The record is from RefSeq and is a predicted model, not a curated record. Gene Ontology annotation, biological process: chromatin remodeling. Lineage: Eukaryota; Metazoa; Chordata; Amphibia; Anura; Dicroglossidae.
AACAUGAUGGAGACCGAGGAGUUCAUACCGCCCCAGGAGUGCCCCGUUUUUGAGCCUACUUGGGAGGAAUUUGCCGACCCUCUGGGCUAUAUAGCCAGGAUCAGACCGAUCGCGGAGAAGUCUGGGAUAUGUAAAAUCCGCCCGCCUGUAGAUUGGCAGCCACCAUUUGCAGUCGAAGUGGACAACUUUCAUUUCACCCCUCGCAUCCAGAGGCUCAAUGAAUUAGAGGCUGAAACUAGAGUCAAACUUAACUACUUGGACCAAAUUGCAAAGUUCUGGGAGAUCCAGGGGUCAUCGCUCAAAAUUCCAAAUGUGGAGCGUCGAAUUCUGGACUUGUACACCCUGAACAAGAUUGUACUGGACGAGGGUGGAUAUGAGCCGAUCUGCCGAGAGAGGAGGUGGUCACGAGUGGCACAGCGAAUGGCAUAUCCCUCAGGAAAGAACAUCGGCUCCCUUUUGAGAUCCCAUUAUGAACGCAUCAUAUACCCUUUCCACAUGUACCAGUCUGGAGCAAACUUGGCGGAUUGUGGUGAGCGGCCUCGUUAUGACAACGAAGAGAAGGAUAAGGAGUACAAACCUCACAGUAUUCCGUUGCGACAGUCCGUGCAGCCUUCAAAAACCACCAGCUACGGGCGACGUGCGAAGCGCCUCACUCAGGAGGAUCCUGACAUCUCAGAUCCUGCCUCUCAAAGCUCCUCUCUGCCCCCCGAAACAUCACCACCCUGGCCUGAACCGACAGAAGAAGACAUAGAGAAGAACCCAGAGCUAAAGAAACUUCAGAUCUAUGGCGCGGGGCCAAAAAUGAUGGGACUUGGUCUGAUGGCAAAAGAUAAAAACCUGCGUAAGAAAGAAGGCGAUAUCCCAGACUGCCCCCCAACACUUGUGGUAAAGGAAGAGGUCGGUGUGGAGUCUGACACGGGCCACCAAUACAUCAAGCACGAGAGAUCUCUCAGCCCGGAGCCCUGCACCAAGAUGACCAUGCGGCUUCGUAGGAGUACCAAUAGUUCUCAGUUUGUGGAUUCCUUUGUCUGCCGCAUCUGCUCCCGCGGGGACGACGAUGAGAAAUUAUUACUGUGUGAUGGCUGUGAUGACAACUACCACACCUUCUGCCUGCUGCCCCCUCUUCCGGAGCCCCCAAAAGGCAUUUGGCACUGUCCCAAAUGUGUUAUGGCAGAAUGUAAACGGCCCCCUGAAGCCUUUGGCUUUGAACAAGCGAAGCGGGAGUACACCCUGCAGAGUUUUGGCGAGAUGGCCGAUUCUUUUAAGGCCGAUUAUUUCAACAUGCCGGUUCAUAUGGUGCCCACAGAGCUGGUGGAGAAGGAGUUUUGGCGUCUGGUGAACAGCAUAGAGGAGGAUGUUACCGUGCAGUACGGAGCCGACAUUCACUCCAAGGAGUUUGGCAGCGGCUUCCCCAUGCUGGACGGGAAAACAGAGCUGACCCCUGAGGAGAAGGCAUAUGCCACCAGUGGCUGGAACCUGAAUGUGAUGCCCGUGCUGGAGCAGUCCGUGCUGUGCCACAUCAAUGCAGACAUUUCUGGCAUGAAGGUGCCCUGGCUGUAUGUGGGCAUGGUGUUUUCUGCUUUUUGUUGGCACAUCGAAGAUCACUGGAGCUAUUCCAUCAACUAUCUUCAUUGGGGCGAACCCAAGACUUGGUACGGGGUACCAUCCUCUGCGGCCGAACAGCUUGAAGAAGUCAUGAAGAAACUGACCCCGGAGCUCUUUGAGAGUCAGCCAGAUCUCCUGCAUCAGUUGGUCACGCUAAUGAACCCCAACACACUAAUGUCUCAUGGUGUUCCGGUUGUUCGCACGAACCAAUGUGCCGGAGAGUUUGUCAUCACAUUCCCAAGAGCCUAUCACAGCGGCUUCAACCAGGGCUACAACUUUGCUGAGGCAGUCAACUUCUGCACAGCUGACUGGCUUACAGCAGGCAGAAAAUGUAUUGAGCAUUACCGCCGCCUCCGGAGAUACUGCGUCUUCUCCCACGAAGAGCUCAUCUGCAAGAUGGCUGCUUGCCCUGAAAGACUGGACCUUACCCUGGCUGCCGCCGUACACAAGGAGAUGCUGCUGUUGGUGCAGGAAGAGCGGAGGUUACGAAAAGCAUUGAUGGAGAAGGGGAUCUCCGAAGCGGAGCGGGAAGCCUUUGAGCUGCUUCCUGAUGAUGAGAGACAGUGUCAGAAGUGCAAGACCACCUGCUUCCUGUCUGCAUUGGCCUGUUACAACUGCCCGCAGGGCCUGGUGUGUUUGUAUCACAUUGACGACUUGUGUCAGUGCCCACCUUCCCGACAGUAUCUCAGGUAUCGUUACACUCUGGACGAGCUUCCAGCCAUGUUACACAAGUUAAAGGGUCGCGCUGAAUCGUUUGACACCUGGGCAAAUAAAGUGCGUCGUGCUCUGGAAUUCCAAGAUGGCGGCAAGACAGAUCUGGAACAUCUUCGAGUCCUAGAAGAAGAAGCUGCGGAGAAAAAAUUUGCACAGAAUGAUUUGUUACAGGAGCUGAAAAAUACCACCAAAGAGGCCGAAUGGUGUAUAAGUGAGGCCCAGAAACUGCUCGAUACCCCACAUCCAGCCAGGAGUAACGCUGCAGCCAUGACUCUGGACAGUCUGCAAAAGCUUAUCCGUCGUAUCCAAGCUCUUCCAUGCGACUUGAAUCAGCUGCCAAAGCUGGAGGACCUUUUGGAAAAGGCAGAAGUCCUGCAAGAAGAGGCCAAGAAGUGUUUGCAGUCUCUGCCAGAUAGCGGCCCCCAGAUGCAGGACAUGGUGGAACGCUGCCAGGCUCUAGGAGUGCUCCCACCUGAAGCCGAGCAGCUGGAGCGGCACAUGCGCCAAGGGGAGUGGUUAUCGCGCGUGCGGGCGGCUCUUGUUGCCGGGAGGUCGGGCACCCUUCAGAAAUUACGUUCUCUGCUACAAGAAGCUGUUGAGGUGGCCGAGAGCCCUGCAGUGGAGAAAGCUCGCAGCGAACUGCAGGAACUUAUCGCCAUCGCUCUGCGCUGGGAAGAGAAGGCUCAGAUGUGUUUAGAGGCCAGACAUAAGCAUCCGCCUGCAACACUAGAGGCAAUCAUUAAAGAAGCCGAAAACAUCCCGGUGCAGCUUCCUAAUACGCUAAGCCUGAAAGAAGCCCUUUGUAAGGCCAGAGCCUGGAGCGCUGAUGUGGAUGAAAUACAGAGUGGGGAUCAUUACCCUUGCCUGGAUGACUUGGAAGGGCUGGUGGCUGUGGGUCGGGACUUGCCCGUGAAAAUGGAGGAGCUACAUCAGCUGGAGGUCCAAGUGACUGCUGCGCACUCCUGGAGGGACAAAGCGACCAAGACCUUCCUGAAGAAGAACUCGUGCUUCACCCUGUUAGAGGUGCUGUGCCCAAGUGCAGAUGUUUCCUCAAGCAAUGGGAAAAGGUCUCAGUUGAGGAAGGAGAAGGAACGGGGUUUGUAUCGAUCAGACCUAGAGAGUCUGGGGCUGUCUGCGCAGGACCUUCGAGACCCUGGCUGCAUAGUGUUGGCAUUUAAAGAAGGCGAGCAGAAGGAGAAAGCUGGCAUUCUGAGGUUACGGACCAUGAAUUCUUCCAACGAGAGACGUUGUACUUGUGUAUGCGGGGAGCCUCCGGGAGAACUAAUGCUUCGCUGCGACCUAUGCCAGGACUUAUUUCAUGGGCCGUGCGUCCCCACCCCCAGACUGACUUCUCAUCGUGGUACACACUCCUCCCCUCCUCCGACCUGGUGGGAAUGGGACAGUCACUUCCUGUGUCCGCUGUGCGUACGGUCACGCCGCCCUCGGCUGCAGACCAUCCUGUCUCUGUUGGUUGCUCUGCAGAAACUGCCCGUACGGUUGCCGGAGGGGGAGGCGCUGCAGUGUUUAACGGAAAGGGCGAUGAGCUGGCAAGAUCGAGCGCGCAGGGUCCUGGCCACCCCGGAAAUAUCAGCCGGCGCAGCAACUUUGUUGGAGAAAAGGCAGAAGUUGCAACACCACAAAGACCCUCAGGCACUGAGAGAGACGACCUGCAAUGAGCAGACUCCUCUUCCCCAUGAGAAUGGAGACUCGCACUUGGAGAAUGGCACUGCAAUGCCAGAUCUGGAUGCCAUGGCCGCUCUCCUCCCUCAAAUUGAAAGGGCUCCACUUCUGGAGAUGUCCAUCGGUUCUCGAGCACUGUUAGAAGACCUGAUCUUAGAAGGGGACCUACUCGAAGUUACACUUGAAGAAGAACUCAGUAUUUGGAAACUGCUGCAAGCGUCCCAGACGGCCUGUGUGGAGAGACUAAAGGCUCUUAUAGAAAUUGAGCGGUGUGAACGGAGGGCCGACCGACCGAAGGGAAAAGACCACGAGAAGAGGAAGAAGAGGCGAAGUGAGCGGCCGGAUGGGGGUUAUCCUCCACCAACAGUCCUGAAGGAGGAGGUGGGACCAAAGAGAAGUCGCAGUGACCGGGCACUGGACACGGCACCGGACAAGGAGAGCCCAAGGAAAGCGGGGACAGAAAGUAACCAGAAUGGAGAGCGCUUGUGACACUCGGCCUGAAGACCUGACACACUCUCUCUAAAGCUAGGAAGGUGACACUCCCACCACCAGACACACGUUCAGUUACCUCGCUGAAGAAUGGUGAGAGGCGACUGGGGGGGGUGAUGAGAUCCAGGACCCGCUCCCCCUCUACCUCUUACACAGCAUUCUGUUCUCCCUACUCCACUCAAGAUGGGGAUGUACCUCUCUGGGGACAUCUAGUGGACGCUGGUGCUAACUUCACAUGACAGUUGUCAGUACUUGCCUAUGGACUUGUGGACCCUUGGACACAUAAGGAGGGGGGGGUACCCUUUUCUAUAUAUCUCAAGCAAUUAUCCUGGCGAGUUUUCUGUAGGCCCCCCCUCCCCCCUGAAGGGAGUUGUGCUAGAGGCCCGAAUUGCCUGUCCUGCCCUGAAGGAACUUCACCCUGAUGAGCAUGUUUUAUUUUUACUCCCCCCCCCUUUGCCCACAAAAGCUUGAAGCCACAAGACCAAGACCAGCAUCUGGUGACACGUGGACGGGGGCUUCCGAUGUCACA